UUCGUAGGUCGUGGAGGAACAGCAGGAAGUAAGUUUAGGAUGUCAUUAGGUCUUCCAGUAGCAGCAACAGUGAACUGUGCUGAUAAUACUGGUGCUAAGAAUCUUUACAUCAUAUCUGUUAAAGGUAUUAAGGGUCGUCUUAAUAGAUUACCAUCUGCUUGUGUUGGUGAUAUGGUUAUGGCUACUGUCAAGAAAGGUAAACCUGAUCUUAGGAAAAAGGUUAUGCCUGCUGUUAUUGUUAGACAACGCAAAGCUUGGCGCCGUAAAGAUGGUGUUUUCAUGUACUUUGAAGAUAAUGCCGGAGUUAUUGUGAAUCCUAAGGGAGAAAUGAAAGGUACAUCCUUCUCUUCCUCUCAUGAAUGGCCGAAUAUAGGCAUUCAUGUUAAUGUUGUAGCUGAUAUUGAUAUUGUUUGGUUUUGUUUAUGUCCAAUUUUCCCCCUUGUAGUUGUGAUUUUGUGGUUGGUUUUAUACUGUGUUGCAACGAUACGGAUACGGUAUUGGAUACAAGAUACCAAUACACUACUAUGAUACACCAACUUGAAA
This is a messenger RNA of Papaver somniferum (opium poppy), 543 nucleotides long. Its product is annotated as 60S ribosomal protein L23-like. The record is from RefSeq and is a predicted model, not a curated record. NCBI's taxonomy places the organism in Eukaryota, Viridiplantae, Streptophyta, Magnoliopsida, Ranunculales, Papaveraceae. The coding region runs from base 40 to 528 and encodes 162 amino acids. Gene Ontology annotation, molecular function: structural constituent of ribosome; large ribosomal subunit rRNA binding. Gene Ontology annotation, biological process: translation. Gene Ontology annotation, cellular component: cytosolic large ribosomal subunit; ribosome. The transcript has 2 exons.